Messenger RNA from Notodromas monacha, 2957 nucleotides. NCBI's taxonomy places the organism in Eukaryota, Metazoa, Arthropoda, Ostracoda, Podocopida, Cyprididae. The record is from the annotation of a GenBank genome assembly.
AUUUCUUAUCUUUCCAAAAUAGAUUAUUUCCACUACCGAAUCAGUUGGUGAUAUAAUUCGUGGCAGCAUGAAGCGCGCGUCAAGGAGAACCACGAUGAUUCUUCAUGCGGCAUCUUCGCCACCUGCUACGCGCGCAGGUUUGAAAAGGCGACGAACUAUUGCUAGCACUUCCGAAUUGGACGACGAAAAGCGCCAAGAAGAUCUGAUGACAACCCCUCCAGAUGCCCAGCAAAUUCCCGAGUGCUCAGCGUCUCUUUCGCCGUCGAAGCGAAUGUUUUGCUCAAUCGAAGAGCCUGACGAAGCAGUUCUGCGAGCUAGGAAGAGUCCCGUUAAAUUGUUCGGCGAGAAUAUCGACCUGGAGCGUCCGACGGUCGCAGCCGAAGAGAAGGCUUCCACAAAAUCAGUUUCCAAGCAGACUGUCUGGCCUGCUCCAUCUUCGAAGUUCUUGUCUCGAGGAGCUAGAAUUUUAGCCAUGGUUUCCGCAUUUAAAGAUGUACCCACUGAAUCGGCUGUGAAAGUUAAAAACGAAGAAAUGGCUCCCCCCGAUGAUCUCGAAAUUCUGACGAACGGAGUUGUUGAGGACGAACAUCCUGCUCCACUAGAGUCGUUGCCGAAGUUCGAUGCCCCCAGGCCAUGGGCGAGGCAUACGUAUUCUCCAUCUGCAUCACCACGGAAUGGUAUCUUGAAAGUAUCUCCGUCACCGAACAGCUGUUCCGGGCACCGCGUAAAGUUCCGUAAAGAAAUCGACAAGGUCGAAAUCCCCGCGGAAGGUCGACUGAAGAGCACGAAAGAAGCUACCAGUAGAGCUAAACGAGGGCUUCGAUACAGAGACACAGCCGGAGGAGGAGAAUCCCCCCGAAAACGAAGAUGCAUUUCGUUGGCCAAAGAAGCUGAAGAAGAAGCUGCACAAGUCAACAGUGACGCUAGCAAUGACUCGCUGAACGAUGACGUGUUUGAAGAAAGCAAGCCUGUGGAAGAUAGCGGUAUUGGGGAUAGCGAGGAAGGCAAGGAGAAUAGUCGUCCGGAACCAGCCAAAGAAGAGGAAGAAAAAUAUGCGGGAUUCUUCCCCGAGCUUGUGGAUUGCAAGGAGUCAGUAGAGGCUAUUGUUAGAGAACUUGCUCCUGCAAAUUGGGCACACGUUUUUCUCAAGUGCGUUCGGAAUUUGGGCGUGGCUACGAUCGGGGAUUUUGCCAAACUGAAAGAAGAACAAGUUUUAGGAUUGCCAAUAGCGGUUUCCAAUCAAACCGCUCCGUUGGAAUUCAUUCGAAAGAAAUUGUCGUUGUUCGUUGACCAGCCUGUGAAGAACCCUCCGCCACCGGAGAUCGUGUGCGUCAAUGCGGAGUCGAACACUGAAACAACGCUGGCAUCUGUUAUGGAACUCAUACCACAGUUGUCUGCCGUUGACCGCAUUUCCGUGAUGAAGAACAUUUUCAACUCCCUUGGGUCCAACGAGGAAAAAAGAGGCCCGCUCAAAACUUUGUUGAAGGAAAAUCUCCUAGUUUUAUCGUCGGCUGAUAUCGUGGAUUGCGUGGAUAAUCAUGACGAUUUAGUUGAUACCAUUCUACUGCGUCAAGGAAUGUCGCACGAGAGAUUUUCCCGUUUAGCUACUGCUGCUGGAGAUGAUGCUUUGAGGCACACGUUGCAAACCGAAGAAAAAUGGCGAAAGUCAUUAUUACGCAUUUCAGCGGAACGGGACUUGUCGGAAUUUUCUGAAACGUUCGUAGAAGCAUUAAAUACGAGUGAAACACACGGCGUGGAAUCCGUGAAUGUGUGCAGCAAAAUAUUUUCAUCGAUGCCUGGCGAACAAAGGCGUUUGUUGGGGAAACGGAACAUGGAUUUCCUUGUGUCUGCCGCCAGCAAUGCUCAUUUACCGGAAUUUUUCAACAAGUUGAAGCAGCAUUUGAACGUGGACUCGUGGAGAGCCUUUAGGAAGCAUCUUCAGCCGGAUUUUACUGAGGAAGAUUGCGGCACGCAAACGGAAGCACAGCCCGAAUACGAGUUUGUUGCUUCGCUCGAGGAAUUGCAAGCGAGGAAUUCUAGAGGUGUCAUACAACGUUCUACGUUGAUUUUAUUUUGGCGGAUCGUACCGUUUUUUCCUCCUCUCGACUACUUUCCUAAAACAUGGCAAGAUUUUUUCGUGAACAAGACAUCGAUGUACAGAGAUUGCUUCUAUCUGUACGCAAGAGAUGGACACAUCGUUACCCUUGAUGAACUGUCAGUGAUCAUGCGUUCUUUGGGAACCAGUCCGACUAUAAUCGAGCUGAGGAAAUACUUGAAGGAUAAAAAUGGAAGAAUGUCCUUCGCGGACUUUUUGGAAGUGAUGCACACACAUACGCAGAAGGAGAACAUUUCGGAAGAAAUCAAAAAGGCCUUCCGUGCGCAUGAUGUUGGCAGGAAAGGGGUAAUUUCUGCCAGGGAUUUGAGGCACGUUCUUCUGCGCUGGGGCGAGAGACUGAUGGACCAGAUUUUCCGUGAAGCGAAGAUUGCUCCGAACGGGAUGGUGAACUAUGAUCAGUUCGUGAAGAUCGUUUGUGCACCCGUUCCUGACUACUAUUGAAGUCAUGAAGUUCCUCGGAAAAACAUUCCAAGCUGCGUCGGAGCCUGUUGUGGUGCAUAAAUUCGGUGGACCAAUUUUUCUACAUUAUUCUUGUACUUUCAUUGAUCGAUACAAAUCUUAGAUUUUAUUCCUUCUGUUCAAGCUUUUGUUUGAAAUAUUUUCACCUCUUGUUGAAAAUUGCGCAUUGCCAAAGAGUGCUAUUUCAAAAACUGGGAUCGUUAUAUUUAUUUAAAGUUUUGUGAAUAGUGUUCUGAAAUUCGCUGAGAUUGUUUGGGAACGCAUUUGAAAAUUUUCGUUGCGAAAAUUUUGCAUGGGGACCAACGACCAAUCUUGUGUAUUGCAUUUUAAUUUUAUGGACGUAGCGCACUGCAAAAAAAAAAUAUAUAUAUAUAUCACCGUU